AUGGCGUGAAAAUAAAAAAAUUUUUCAAGUAUUUUUUUCCAUUCGGCAUUGUUCGUUUAACAUUUUAACAACAAAUUAUUAUUGUUUAUUAAAAAUCAAUAAGUUACUAGAGACGAUUUGUUUUUAAUAUUAGUAUUAUAUUAAUUUACUUAGAUAAUAAUGAAGAAUUUAUUGUUACUAAAUGUUUCUAAAAAUGUGUAAAAAUUGCAUGAACAAAUUGUCAAAAUGGAUUAUUAUGUACAAUAUGUUAAUAUCGGUAAAUGAGAUUUAUCAGUUUAUCACUAUCAAAAACACGUGAGUAAAGUAUAAAAUAAAAAUACAAAGCAAUAGACUUCAAUAAGUAUUAUUGGUUCAAUUGCACAUAUACAUGGAAGUACUAAUCGGUUUAGAAUUCUUGAAGUGAUAAAUUAACUUUUAAAUUGAUUGUAUACUGAGAUAGGAGGAAUAUAAAUUAAACGUGCUGUGUAAUGUCAUUAAUAAUGAUACACACAAGAAUUUUUACUAACAAUAUUUAUUCAUUAAAUUAAAAAAGAGAUAAAAAAAUACAAAUAACUUAUACUCAUUAUUAUCUACCUGAAAAAUUUUGUUAUAUUUAUCAUCAUUCAAUACAGUUUGGAAUAUCAUUUCUGUCGAAUGUUCUCUUCUAAACGAAAUUUUUAUGUAUCAAAAAAUUUAAAUAGAUGUUGGGAAUCAAUUUAUCCAAAUUUAAAUUAUAUUUUUCAUAUAGAAGAUGGAACGAGUACGCUUGGUGCCAAUGGAACUACCAUACCUUGGAAACAAUGUCAAUUUAAAUAGCAACAAUAAAAGACGAACGUCAUUUAUUCGCCGAUUAGGCUUAGGAUGCAUUGUCCUUGCAAUUUUAGGUCUUUUUUAUUUUCCUGCAUUUCAUUCAACUCAAGAUCCACUUUUUGGAAUAGUACAAUUAUCAGGAUGGUCUGUAAAUACUUCCAGAGAUUUAAAUAUAUAUAUUUCUCCAGACGAAAAUACCUCUAUUUUAAGUCCAGACGAAGUAUGUACUUCACCGCCAUAUCUUUUAAUUGUUGUUUGUUCCGCUGUAGCUAAUCAGAAAGCUAGGAUGGCGAUUAGAAACACCUGGGCUAAUGAGCCAAGUUCAAAUUACCAAUCGAUGAAUAUUACGAUUAAAGUAGUAUUUUUACUUGGGGAGAGUAAUAAUGAUACAUUAAAUACGAUGAUAUUGGAUGAAAAUUAUGAAUAUGAAGAUAUUAUUCAAGAAAAAUUUUUGGAUACUUAUAAUAAUUUAACGUUAAAAUCCGUCAUGAUGCUUAAAUGGGUCACUAAAGUCUGUCCAAAAACGACAUAUGUCAUGAAAACUGAUGAUGAUAUGUAUAUAAAUAUUCCUACUUUAGUAAAAGAGUUAAUGUCUAGGUCAAAGAGUGAAGGAACGCUUAUAGGUUCACUCAUAUGUAAUGCUCCACCAAUAACAAAUCCUAAAAAUAAAUGGUAUUCUCCAAAAUACAUGUUUUACGAAAAGACAUAUCCAAAUUACCUUUCUGGAACGGGAUAUGUAAUGAGUUCGGAUGUAGCAUUUAAAUUAUAUGAAGCAGCUCUUCAAAUACCUCUGUUACAUUUAGAGGAUGUUUUUAUUACCGGAUUGUGUGCAAGGAAGGCUAAGUUACGCCCUGCCAAUCAUCCAGGUUUUAGUUAUAUACCUCGUAAAUUAGAUUCCUGUGUACUUAAAAAUACAAUUACAGCGCACAAAGUAAACUCUUCUACUAUGUAUGCCAUUUGGGAUAAAUUAUCAAACUCCAAUACUCCAUGUGCUUCUACUUCUAAUGAUAAUUUAUUUAAGAUUUUAAAAAGGUAUAGAAAACAUAUAAGUUUUACUUUUUCGAAGAAACGUAAUAAUAAUAAAUGUAUUUGAAUUGACUGUUUUCAUAUUAUUGUAAAUAAAUUUUUUGAAAUUAUUUAUCACUA
Chelonus insularis is the source of this 1935-nucleotide messenger RNA. Its product is annotated as beta-1,3-galactosyltransferase 1-like. The record is from RefSeq and is a predicted model, not a curated record. The transcript is spliced from 4 exons. Gene Ontology annotation, cellular component: Golgi membrane. Gene Ontology annotation, molecular function: hexosyltransferase activity. The coding region runs from base 731 to 1882 and encodes 383 amino acids. NCBI's taxonomy places the organism in Eukaryota, Metazoa, Arthropoda, Insecta, Hymenoptera, Braconidae.